AUGGCCGACCAACAGCCCCCAGCCGCUGCCCCCGCGGGCGAGAGCGCCGACAAGACACACACGGACCCCGUGACGGGCGAGAAGAUCUCCAAGAGCGAGCUGAAGCGGCGGCAGAAGCAGCGCGAGAAGGACGAGAAGAAGAAGGAGAAGGAAGCUGCGUUGCCCGCGCGGCCCAAGAAGGAAGGCAAGAAGGACGAUGUCGAGGAGCUGAACCCCAACCAAUACUUUGAGAUCCGCUCCAACAAGAUCAACGCGCUGCGGGCCUCCAAGCAGCCCAACCCCUACCCGCACAAGUUCCACGUCAACUACAAGAUCGCCGACUAUGUGCGCGACUUCUCGCACCUCCAGAAGGGCGAGACGGAGCCCGACAAGGAGAUUCGCAUCGGCCUGCGCGUCAUCACCCAGCGGUCCGCGUCCAAUGCGCUGCACUUUUAUGUUUGCAAGGCAGAGGGCACCACGAUCCAGGUCAUGUGCCAGCUGCAGGAGUCCAAGGCCGACACGCCCUUUGAGAAGCAGCACGAGAACAUCCAGCGCGGAGACAUCAUCGGCGUCAUUGGCUUCCCCGGCCGGACGAGCCCCAAGAAGGGUGGCGAGGGCGAGCUGAGCAUCUUUGCGCGCGAGGUCAUCCUGCUCACCCCAUGCCUGAGGAUGUUGCCGACCGAGCACUUCGGCUACAAGGACCAGGAACAGCGCCACCGCAACCGCUACCUCGAUCUGAUCAUGAACGACUCGACACGCAACACCUUCAUCACCCGCUCCAAGAUCGUCAAGUACGUGCGCAAGUACCUCGACGAGCGCGACUUCUUGGAGGUGCAGACGCCCAUGAUGAACAAGAUCGCCGGCGGUGCCACGGCCAAGCCCUUCAAGACGUACCACAACGAGCUUGACAUGGAGCUGUUUCUGCGUAUUGCGCCUGAGCUGUACCUCAAGGAGCUGGUCGUAGGAGGUCUGGAGCGUGUGUACGAGAUGGGCCGCCAGUUCCGCAACGAGGGCAUCGACCUGACGCACAACCCCGAGUUCACCACCUGCGAGUUCUACAUGGCCUACGCCGACUACAAGGACGUCAUGGACAUGACAGAGGAGAUGGUCAGUGAGCUGGUCAAGGAGGUCACUGGCAGCUACGAGACGACUUUCCACACACAGAGCGGCGAGGAGUACAAGGUCAACUGGGCACGACCAUGGCGCAAGGUCGAGAUGAUUCCCGCGCUCGAGGAGGCUGUUGGCGAGAAGUUCCCCCCAGCGAACGAGCUGCACACCGCUGAGACCAACGAGUUCCUUAAGCGCGUGCUCAAGAAGGUCAAGGUCGACUGCUCAGAACCCCGCACCAACGCGAGGAUGAUUGACAAGCUGGUCGGCGAGUUUAUCGAGGAGACUGCCAUCAACCCUACUUUCAUCGUCGGUCACCCUGAGGUCAUGUCGCCACUCGCCAAGUACCACCGCGACAUUCCCGGUCUGUGCGAGCGGUUCGAGGCAUUCGUUUGCAAGAAGGAGAUUUGCAACGCCUACACCGAGUUGAACGACCCCUUCGACCAGCGCCUGCGAUUUGAGGAGCAAGCGAACCAGAAGGACCAGGGUGACGAGGAGGCCCAGCUCAUCGACGAGACUUUCUGCCAGUCUCUCGAGUACGGCCUACCACCCACCGGUGGCUGGGGCAUGGGUAUCGACCGACUGGUCAUGUUCUUGACAGACAACUACAGCAUCAAGGAGGUGCUCACCUUCCCCUUCAUGAAGGACGUGGUUGAGGAGAAGUCCAAGACCGCUGCAGAGGUCGUCGACGUUACACCCAAGCCUGAGGAGGGCAUUCCAUUGUUGGCGUAUGAGACAGGAUAG
Messenger RNA from Parastagonospora nodorum SN15, 1830 nucleotides. RefSeq lists its product as hypothetical. Gene Ontology annotation, cellular component: cytoplasm; cytosol. The transcript is spliced from 8 exons. The record is from RefSeq and is a predicted model, not a curated record. Lineage: Eukaryota; Fungi; Ascomycota; Dothideomycetes; Pleosporales; Phaeosphaeriaceae. Gene Ontology annotation, molecular function: tRNA binding; lysine-tRNA ligase activity; ATP binding. Gene Ontology annotation, biological process: lysyl-tRNA aminoacylation. Bases 1 to 1830 code for a protein of 609 amino acids.